UGAUGGCUACCUAAUGCCACCGAAUUGCACUUCGCAAUCUCGUGGGCUGAAGUCGGCGUCUCUGUGCCUUCCCCAUAAUGUAACUAACUGACAACUCCACUGAGACGCUCUAGGUCUGAGCUGAACCAGAGAACUUGUGCAUGGACUCUUCUCAUCAUGGUGGGUGACCUCUGGCAGCCAUAUGUGGUAGAUUUCUCUGGAGCUGGCAGAGGCAACCUGGGGCAAUGUGUUGAAUGCACUCACCCUGCUCCAUGGCCCCCAAGCAUCCCUGGGUAGCACCCUCUGACCUGGGAGAAGGCGGGAAUCACCACCCUUGGGAGCCUAGCCUCUCCCAUUGAUUAGUUGUGGGAUCCUGGGUAAGUCAGCAAAACCUCCGUCCAUUUUCUCACCUACAACAUGAGUGACGAGGUAGUCCUGCCUACCUUCCAGGAAUGUUGGAAUUUCCAAAGACAAUAUACAGGGAAACACCGUGUGACUACAAAAUACUGUGCACAUGUAAGCUACUGGCUCUCCACAUGUCUUACCCUUUCAUUUUCUCCCUCUUCAGUUUCUCUUUUAUUCUUCUCCUCAGGAGUUCUUCCAGUCAGAGAUUACAGUCCUGUGGCCUGGGGGGCCCUCAGCCUGGAUUGGUUCAUUCUAGAGGGAAGAGAUCUGAUCUGAUUCUCACUGUUCCACCAGACGGGUUUCACUUUCCUUCCUCCCUCCUUCUUCCUUCCUUCCAUGCUAUUUUGUUAGGUCACCUCUAACUUUGAGCUCAUCCUGAACAUAUCACCACAGUUGCCUGGACUGCUAACCGUAGGAAAGUGUUGUGAUGCCGGCCAUUGUAAGAACUUGUGAGGAAACUUUGAAGAUUUUCAAAGUGUUACGAAUCAUUUGUGCUGUGUGUGACUUCCAGUCAAGAUUGAGGAAGAAAACUGAAGUGAAGUUGUUCAUACUUUCAGGUCUUAAAAAUAGAAAGGAAAAAGAGCUGCUGGCAGUGUUGCUGCUCAAAGACUGUCACAUCUGAAGGGGAGGCUUGUGACCUGAAGGCCAGGGAAGGCUCCCGAGAACAACCAUCACCCCAGGUUUCUCCCUUAUUUAGAAGAGGUUUUAAAAAGGAAAUGAAGUUGAUUUUAAAGUCUCAAGGAGGGAGGAAGCCUCUGAAGUAGGUGAAUUUUUCAGUUAAUUAAGUCUUCUCAGAAAAGGAGCUCUGCUGAAGUGCAAGGGUUCUGUGGAGAGCUGCAGAGCAGGGCCUCACGUGGCCACUCGGACUCCCUACCCCAGGUGAAAACCCCCCCUUUUUUUUUUUUUUGAAAAUGUCCAUGUUUCUGUCGUACCAGAAUGCAAAGUUACAAAACUAACACGGACUCUCCUUGUAGCCAUUACUUUGUGACCAAAGAGAAGUCACCUGACCCAGUCAUAUUUUGGUUUUUCCACUUCUGCAAUAACAAGAUGUUGCCUCUGUCCUGAACACAACUCACGUGAUUUUUGGCAUGUGCUUGUCUUCAGUCUCUGCCAUUUACUAACUGUGUAAUAUAUACUCCGUACCACCCUGAACCUCAGUUUCUUCAUCUGUGACAAGGGAAUACUGUCAUCUAUCCUGUCUACCUGCCAGGGACAAUAGGAAGUUCAGGGACAUGAGCAACUCCUGGUGUGAGGCUGGCCUGCCAGACUGGGUGAGUGUCCCUUCAUGGAGACUGGACCAAAGCUGGACCCCAGCCCAAGGGAACAACUGUCCUGAGACAGGACUGGUUACUGGUCAAGGAGAAGAAGGUUGAGGUCCCUGCAGAGUGCCUGGUGCCUAGUUGGUGAUCACUUAUGCCAGUGGGGCUCUGCCAGAAGGAAGCCGGGGGCAGGACCUCUGCCAGGGGCCCAGGUGUCCCAGCAUGGAGCACUCAGCCAAGAUGGAGUUUUUCCUGAAGCUAGGCUACGACCGGGAGGACGUGGUCAGGGUGCUGGGCAAGCUGGGCGAGGGCGCCCUGGUCAACGACGUGCUGCAGGAGCUGAUCCAGACGGGGAGUCGCCCCGGGGCCCGCCAGAGCAAUGCCGGGCCCCUGCUGGUUCCCAGGGGCUCCUGCGGGAGCCCGGACACCGCCCAGCGCGGGCUCGGGGCUGACCCAGAAGAGGAGUGCGGAGAUCCAGCCGGUUCCUUGAGACCCAUUGUGAUCGACGGCAGCAACGUGGCAAUGAGCCAUGGAAAUAAAGAAGCCUUCUCUUGCCGGGGAAUCCAGCUGGCUGUGGACUGGUUCAGGGACAGAGGACACACCUACAUCAAAGUUUUUGUCCCUUCCUGGAGGAAAGAACCACCAAGAGCUGAUACCCCCAUUAGAGAGCAGCAUGUGCUGGAGGAGCUGGAGAGGCAGGCUGUGCUCGUGUACACCCCAUCCCGCAAGAUGAACGGCAAGCGCGUGGUCUGCUACGAUGACCGCUACAUCGUGAAGGUGGCCUACGAGCGGGAUGGCAUCAUCGUCUCCAACGACAACUACCGCGACCUUCAGAGCGAGAACCCUGAGUGGAAGUGGUUCAUCGAGCAGAGGCUGCUCAUGUUCUCCUUCGUCAAUGACCGGUUCAUGCCUCCUGAUGACCCCCUGGGACGCCGAGGACCCACCCUGAGCAACUUCCUGAGCAGGAAGCAGAAGCCCCCAGAGCCAUCUUGGCAGCACUGUCCCUACGGCAAGAAGUGCACCUACGGCAUCAAGUGCAAGUUCUACCAUCCCGAAAGGCCGAACCACGCUCAGCUGGCUGUGGCCGACGAGCUCCGAGCGCAAACGCGGACCUGGCGGCGUGCGGGCGCGGACGAGGAGCGGCCGAGGGCCGGGGCGGAGCGGGGCGGCGCCCGGGGCGCACCCACCCCCUGCGGGCCCAGCCUCCGGGAGCCCGGUGUGCGCAGCCUGCCCCCGGUGCGGCGGGCGGCCGACGUGGCGGGCAUCGAGGGCGGCCUCUCCCGGCUCGCCGUCAGCGACGACUCGGGGUUCCUCGGCGCGCCCCCUCCCGACCCCGGCUGCGGCCUCGCGCCCCGUCCGCGCCGUCCCGACUGGGUGGCACCCAGGGCUUCGCUGUCCCUGCCAGCCCUGCCUGGCCUCUCCAGCUCCCUCGGCCCAUCCGGCCCGCUGGUCCGGCCGCUGGCUGGGGACCGCCUGGGGGACCCGCAGAGUGACUUGCUCCCCGAGAGAAGGCCUCCCACCGACCCGUGGGCCCUCCCACAUGGGGCCGCCCGUAUUCCGGGACAUUCGGCCUGGGCGGAAGUGGGAUGGGGCGAUGGUGCCUUUUGGGGGCCUUUGGGAUCCGCGCCCGGGGCCGCAGCCCGCGACAGGGACGCGCGCGCUCGGGCCCGCACCGCGCUCUGCAGCAUGUUCCCGCCGCAUCAGGUGGACAGCGUCAUGGCCCUGUACCCCACGCUCUCUGACGUCACCAGGCUCGUCUUCCUCAUCCGGCUAUUCCAAAGGUUUGAUGCGCCCGUGGGAAACCCCUAAGGAGCAAGUAAAAGCCACCUCCAGUGAUGUCCCAGCCCUGCCUUGCGACUUAGCCAAGGUGGGCCGGUGGUUGACAGCCUGCACCUGGGACCGCCCACCUGUGUGGGAUUCCCUUCUCUUUAAAGGUGGUCAGGGAAGCCCACUUCCUCACCCUCAGCUACUCAGCUAGGCCCUUAGUGGCACUUCGUGACCCUCACUGACAACAUAGGGCUGCUGCUGCUGGAGGUCUGUGUGCUGCAGACUAAGGUCGGCUACUUCUGUAGAGGGAGUGAUUUCUCCAAGGAUUUGUCUGGAACACUCCAUGGCUGUUUUUGUCAAGCUGCAGUUGGGAUCCCCAAGUGGGUCACAAGGUCAAUUUAGUGGGUCACGCCAGAAAUGAAGUGAAUAGAAAAUCUCAGUGCACACCCCACAUCAUCCUGCUAAGUAUAUAUGAACCUCUUGAUUGUUAGCUGUGUGUGUGUGUGCCUGUGGUAGCCAUGUAUAUUUAAUGUGGGUCACGGGCAAAAAUUUGAGAAAUCCCGGUAAAUGGCCUUGAAUUUCAUUGCAUCAGAACAUGUUUGAAAUACGUAGUCAGUUGGCCAGUGCAGGUUUUCACAUCUGGAGGUUUCAUAUGAGCUGUUUCUAGUCUAGCCUCAUGAGGGCAAUACAGAACUCUAGCUUUGAGAUAUGAGCUCCACAUGUCACUUUGAUGUUGUGUGGCUGUGCUGGUCUGUGGAGGUGUGGCAGGGGCACGUUGUCCUGAGGGCCUGCCUGUGGGGCCUUCACCCCCUUCAUAUACACACACAGACAUACACACACACAGACACAUACACACAUACACCUCACACACGUACUGCUUUACUAUGGGCUAAGAGGCCCUCUAUUGACCAAGGCUUCUAAGCCAUACCUCACACAGAAGCCCUGUGAGUCAGGACUUUUGCUCAGAAACCCUCAGAUUGGUCAGAGGUGAGCUGGGAUGAGCCUCAGUCAUGGAGGUUUAUUGCUACCUGUUACCAUUGCUGUUUUUUCCAGGAAGCUAUUGCUUUGGGUUUUGGGGAGAAAGGGGUCCACACAUUUGUAAUGGACAAGAAAUUACAUGAUGCUGCCAGAGCAUGGACCUCAGGCAUCUCUGAGUGGCAUCCACCCAUGCACUCUGGGUUACAAGUCCAGCUCUGCAGGUCUUGGCUGGUUUGUUCAUGAGGGGACUUGGUGGCUUGGCCAUAGUGGAGAGUGUGAGGCAUCUCUCAAUGGAAAACCAGCGGCCAACCCCUGCAUGCUUCCUGCAGACUGGCAAGAGCAGAGGGAAACUUCUCAGUGUGUUACUCGGCUGCAAUGCUGGCAUAGCCCAGGGUGUACCCUGGGAGGCUCGGCUCCUGGCCCUCUGGUUCAUGCUAAAUGCAGCCGUUGGAGAUACAAUGACGUUGUGUCUGCCUUGAGCCUUUUCAUCUUGUUAAACCAGAUUCUGGCUUCAGCCAGAUCUGUUCCUCACCUUUUUUCUUCCGAAAGAGCACCCUGCACUCACAAUUGUACCUUAUUAUUUUGGGACCUCAGCCUUGAAGAGGGCCCACUCUUUCUAGAUAAACUGGAUUUCCCUCUUGGUAUUUCUUUUUAAUUUUUUUUCUCUUUUGACCAGACAAGCUUUAUGUUAGAGCUGCUUUUGUCAAGGGUCUGUCUCCUGACAUGGAAUCAUUGCUUUGCUGAUUUACAAUUGAAAAAUGUUUAAACUGCUUCCUUGGAGGACAAGUUUGAGUUUUAGUAAGCUGUAAAGCUAUUUUAUUUGGUUUACUGUGAUUAAGACAAGCACAAAAACAACUGAAGAAAGAACACAUUUUGAUGUAAUCCCCUUUGGAAUUUUUUCCAAAGUCUUGGUAUGUCUUUGUGACACAAAACAUGGAUGGGACAGGUGAAUGAAAUGUUCCUAGUUGCAUAGCUGUUACCAUGCUCCAAAAAUAAACCACUUUUACCCACA
This is a messenger RNA of Hipposideros armiger (great roundleaf bat), 5400 nucleotides long. RefSeq names its product zinc finger CCCH-type containing 12D (gene ZC3H12D). The transcript is spliced from 8 exons. The record is from RefSeq and is a predicted model, not a curated record. Lineage: Eukaryota; Metazoa; Chordata; Mammalia; Chiroptera; Hipposideridae. Bases 1866 to 3452 code for a protein of 528 amino acids. Gene Ontology annotation, molecular function: RNA endonuclease activity; metal ion binding; mRNA binding. Gene Ontology annotation, cellular component: cytoplasmic ribonucleoprotein granule; nucleus.